Messenger RNA from Microthlaspi erraticum, 810 nucleotides. NCBI's taxonomy places the organism in Eukaryota, Viridiplantae, Streptophyta, Magnoliopsida, Brassicales, Brassicaceae. The record is from the annotation of a GenBank genome assembly.
AUGGAAAGUAAUAAGGAUGAAGCUAGAAGAGCAGUUGAUAUCGCUGAGAGGAAAAUCUCAGAGGAAGAUUACGUAGGAGCCAAGAAAUUCAUCAACAAGGCUCAGAAGUUGUUUCCAGAGCUUGAUGGUCUGAAACAAGUUAUGACGGUGAUCAACGUUUAUAUCUCUGCACCAAGAAAAAUCAACGGAGGACGAGAAGCUGAUUGGUACAGAAUCCUCGGCGUAGAUCCUUUGGCUGACGGUAAGGAAGUAAAGAAACAGUACAAGAAGUUAGCUCUCUUGCUUCAUCCGGACAAGAACAAGUGUAAAGGCGCUGAAGAUGCGUUUAAGCUGGUCUCAGAAGCUUGGUCUCUUUUAUCUGACAAGGAAAAGAGAAUUGCUUUUGAUCAGAAGAGGGCGCAGAAACCACAAAAUCAACACAAGACACCAUCUACUAAUGGUGUAGAUCCGAGUGCUAAAGCUAGAGCGCCUGUGAAUCCAUCAAAACAGAGAGGCGGGACAUUUUGGACCAUGUGCAAUCGUUGCAAGACACAAUGCCAAUAUCUCAAGGAUUAUUAUUAUAAAAGGGCCAUAGUUUGUCCAAACUGUGGUCACACUUUCAUUGCAACCGAGAAAAAUCCUCGACAAUCUGCUAGUGCCGCGGCUCGGGAACCUCCCAAAAGGAGACCGCUCAGGACAUCUGUUGUUUUUCCAAAGAAUAGCGAGAAUGUCGCAAACCAAGCACAAGAUAGAUCGAAGAAUAAACUUGAAAAGGAACAAGAAAGGCUUGCUGUUAUAGAGAGGGUUCGUAAGAAGCUGAGAUCGAUGUGA